Equus quagga is the source of this 876-nucleotide messenger RNA. It is a transcript of the gene MUC22, whose product is annotated as mucin 22. Lineage: Eukaryota; Metazoa; Chordata; Mammalia; Perissodactyla; Equidae. The transcript is spliced from 3 exons. The record is from RefSeq and is a predicted model, not a curated record.
AUGGCCUACAAUACAGUCUCUGAGGUCACUUCAGAGUCUGUUAGCAAUGUGGCCUCCACCACAGUCUCUGAGUCCACCAUGCCAUAUACAAUAGCACCUGUGAGCACCACAGCCUCCAGCACAGGCUCAGAGACCAUCAAGUCCACCAAGGCUUCCUCAUCAGCCUCUCAGCUCACCACAGGUGCCAGGACCACUGGAACCAGACCAGCUACCCUCAUCUCUGUCACCACGGCCACUGGAAUGGACUCCACAGCCCCUGCUAUCAGCUAUACCAUUCCUGGAACAGGGCUGAAUAAUUCUGGCCCGGGCACAUCCAAUGUUGGAGCAUCAUCUACCACCUCAGUCCGAGGUACCAAGACCACCAGGACAAGAUCCACCCAUGAGCCGACCACCACUGCUGGAACCAGUACCACCUCCCAGAAAACAGGCGCAGUCACCGCGGGCACAGACACAGUUAGUGUGAGCCACACGCCAACAAACACGACUAAACCAAGCGGAUAUUUGCAGCCCUGGACCACCAUCCUCAUCUCCCUGGCUGCAGUUGUGGUCGGUGUUGGGCUGCUGGUAGGACUGAGUUUUUGCCUGAGGAGCUUUUCCUUCCCCCUGACAAAUAUUGGCACUUAUUUCCCUCAUGACUACAGCUUUGGCCUUGGUAUGGACCUGGGCUCAGGACUGGACUCUGGAAUGUUCCACAGUCUGUGAAAUGAACUGGUCCGUGGAGAAACACAUGGCUUUGGACACAGAAUGGGUCAUGGGGUGGGCUAUGAAUUGAGCCACAGCCGUGGGGAUGGUUAUGGCAUGAAUCAUGGCAGGAGUCAUGAACACGGAGGAGGCCAUCACAAUAGCCAUGAAAUGGAUCACAGAGGAGGCCGCUGA